GUCGCUCCGCGCGCGCCCGUCUCUCACUGUUGCACCUGCACGCGGACAUGAACACACGUCAUCUCACUCUCACUCUUCCUCUGCUGAAGUCUGAUGGAGUGUGACGGGGCUGCGGGCGUCGCGCGCGUCAAGCGUCAGGCCGUGAAGCGGCACCAUCACAAACACAACCUGAAGCACCGCUACGAGUUCCAGCAGACGCUCGGGACGGGCACGUACGGGCGCGUGAAGAAAGCGGUGGACCGCUCCGGCAACACGGUGGCCAUCAAGUCGAUCCGUAAGGAGAAGAUCCGGGACGAGCAGGACCUGAUCCACAUCCGGCGUGAGAUCGAGAUCAUGUCGUCUCUGUCUCAUCCUCACAUCAUCAGCAUCCACGAAGUGUUCGAGAACAAGGACAAGAUCGUGAUCGUGAUGGAGUACGCCAGUCAGGGAGAUCUGUACGACUACAUCUGUGACAAACAGCACCUCUCUGAGAGUCAGGCUCGUCUCUUCUUCAGACAGAUCGUCUCUGCGGUUCACUACUGCCACCGGAACGGUAUUGUUCACCGCGACCUGAAGUUGGAGAACAUCUUGCUGGACGACAAGGGCAAUAUAAAGAUCGCGGACUUCGGCUUGUCGAACCUCUACCAGGACGACAGGUUCCUGCAGACGUACUGUGGCAGUCCUCUGUACGCGUCUCCGGAGAUCGUGAACGGCCGGCCGUACAGAGGACCCGAGGUGGACAGCUGGUCUCUGGGGGUCCUGCUCUACACCCUCAUCCACGGAGCCAUGCCUUUCGACGGACACGACCACAAGAACCUGGUCCAGCAGAUCAGCACCGGAAACUACCGCAAACCCAGCAAACCUUCUGAUGCGUGUGGUUUGAUCCGCUGGAUGCUGAUGGUGAACCCCGAGCGUAGAGCUACUUUGGAGGAGAUCGCGGGUCACUGGUGGCUGAACUGGGGCUAUCAGCUCCCUCUGCUGGCUCCGAGUGAAUCUGCAGCUGUGCAUCAGGAGCCAGGACAAGCGUCCGCUGCGUGUCCCACCGGUGGCCCGACUCGUAUCGCAGACUGGCUCCGCCGCACGUCUCGCCCGCUUCUGGAGAGCGGCUCUAAGAUGCGCUGCCUGCUGCGGACGGGUGGGGAACCGGUCCAGAGACAGCGCUCCAUACGCCGCUCACGCAAGGAAAACAACGUCUCGCAGACCAUGCAGGAAGCUCCUCGUCCGUCUAAAGGGAUUCUGAAGAAGCGGGGAAGUCUUAAACAGAGAGCGCCCGGUGACCCCCAGGCUACGCCGUUGGAGGAGAAGAGCCAGAACACUUUGGCUCCACCGGUCCUGCCUCCACCUCCUAAAGGGAUCCUGAAGAAGCCUUCGGAAGGAGAGUCCGGCUAUUACUCCUCUUCUCCGGUGUGCUCCGGACAGACUCUUGGGAAGCCGUCACCGGUGCCGCACCGCAAGGGUAUCCUCAAACGCCACAGCAAGUUUUCCAGCGGCCUGGAGGAAUUCGGAUCGCUGGACCAGCUCGCUCCUUCCUCACCAACAGUGGUCCACAGAUCCCGACCGAGCGGCGCGGUCAGCGAGGAUAGCAUCCUCUCCUCGGAGUCCUUCGACAGACUUGACCUUCCUGACCGAGAGAUUCCCGUCGCCCCGGUGGAGCGUCCAGCAGGUGGACGCAGGAUGAGAGGAAGUGUGUCUGCUGACAAUCUCCUCGACUUGAGGGAAGAGUCUCAGUAUCGGGGACACUGGGACAUGGCCUGCUACCGCGCAGGAGUGUCCGAUAGCGUCUUCUCAAUUUCUGACUGUGAAAACGUCACUCAGACAUAUAAACAAGCCUUGGGAGCGACCGCUAGCUGAAACUCACAGGGACUACGAUGUGCAGAGCUGACGCAACUCCAGUUGUGCUAGGAAAGGGAAGCCGGUUGAAGACUUGGAAAUGUUCUGGAGCAAUGCCAGACAAAGAGUGGUCAGGGAAUGUUUUCAGGCCCAGCAGGAAAUGGGCUUUCGUAGAGGACAGGACAUCCUGUUUAGGACAUGCAUUUAAUUCUGAGGGAACGGCAGUUUGUGUUGUAACAUGCAAAAGAGUGGUUUUUAUAAAGUAGCCUUGGUUUGAGAAAAGUGCCUUUUAUUUCGCUCCCAGACUGGGUAUUCUUUGAAACGUUUUUAAAUGACUGUUUAGGGUGUUGGCUAGUCAAGUCAAAAAUAAACACCAAAGAUGACUCAUGAUGAAGUUCAGAACCAUUGUGAGUUCUGUUUGUUUUUAAGGUGAACACUGGUAUUUGAACAACAACAUCUCUCCAAAAAUAACCACGGUGCAGAGAUUGACUCAAGUGCUCUUGAAGAUCGAUCAUGCCAUUAUCUGCUCAGAGUUCACAGGUGCACCGACACAAUACACUACUGUCUGUCCAUGACUUUAUACAGUCCAGACUUUAGAUUUACAUCUGUUUGAUGAUAAGAGUUUUGCAGAUAGGAGUGUCUGAACUCCGUUUAUUAGGAUGUAAAACACAACGUGACCUUUCAGAAUAAGCUUCUCCAGUUUUGUUCCAAUCAUUGUGUCUUCAAGGAACGUGUUGAAGCGGUGAGAUUUACUGGAUGUUAACAGCUACUUAGGAAUGGUGUUUUGGUGUCAUAGCGGGGCGUUUGGGGUCAUCAGUGAAUCUGAACUCAGAGCUCAGUAGAGCAGAAGGGGGAUUUAUAGGAGAUAACCGAGGAAUGAAGGGUUGUUCUUCUGUUUGCUGAUAUAUUUAGUUUGAGUUCCUGCAUGUUUAUUUGCCAAAGUGCCUGAUUUAUCUGCCCUGAUGUCUCUUUGACUCGACAAUAAAACAGCACAAAUGGAAAA
This is a messenger RNA of Carassius gibelio (silver crucian carp), 2812 nucleotides long. RefSeq names its product NUAK family SNF1-like kinase 2. Gene Ontology annotation, molecular function: protein serine/threonine kinase activity; tau-protein kinase activity; ATP binding. Gene Ontology annotation, cellular component: cytoplasm. The record is from RefSeq and is a predicted model, not a curated record. Gene Ontology annotation, biological process: protein phosphorylation; intracellular signal transduction; microtubule cytoskeleton organization. The transcript has 6 exons. Lineage: Eukaryota; Metazoa; Chordata; Actinopteri; Cypriniformes; Cyprinidae. Bases 94 to 1830 code for a protein of 578 amino acids.